GGACGACGUCGGCGUUCAUCGCUAGGCGCCGGCGGAGGGAAAAGAGCAGGCAUGGCGCUCUUCGUCGUCCACAGGUGAGAAGGGGGCCGGACAUGCGGCCCGCGGCUGCCUGGUUCGGGUCCAGGCGGCGCUGAGGCUUCCGCGACCGAGCCCCGGGCGGGACCGCGAGGGAGGAGGCUUCGCUGCCGCUUGGGCUGCGGGCGAAUGUGGAUGUUUGGCUUGAAAUUCGAGCCCAGUUGUGAGUGGGAAAGGGGCUUCGUGGUCACAUGACAGCGGUGGCGGCAAGGAUGAUUUCCACUGCAGCCCCUCAAAGCACUUUUUAAGGACUUGGAGGUGCGGCUGGCAGCAUCAGCAUCAUUACAGUGGUUACCUCGGGUUAAGUACUUAAUUCGUUCCGGAGGUCCGUUCUUAACCUGAAACUGUUCUUAACCUGAAGCACCACUUUAACUAAUGGGGCCUCUUGCUGCUGCUGCGCCGCUGGAGCACGAUUUCUGUUCUCAUCCUGAAGCAAAGUUCUUAACCUGAAGCACUAUUUCUGGGUUAGCAGAGUCUGUAACCUGAAGCGUAUGUAACCCGAGGUACCACUGUACUAUUAUUUACCCUCUUCAUCCGAAGAUUGCAGGGCGGUUUACAAUGCAAUCAUACAAAAAAGAGAAUGCAGAUGCAUAAUCAAAGAACCAGCCAAUAGCCCCACCCUCAAUACAUUUAAAAGGCCAUAAACUUACUAAAUCAGCCAAAGUCCUCGUUAUGGAGGAGUGUUUUUGCCCGGUUCCUGAAGAUAUGUAAUGAAGGCCUCAGGUGAGCCUCCCAGGGGAGAGCAUUCCACAAGUGGGGAGCCACCACAGAAAAGGCCUGUUCUUGUGUCGCCACCUUUCAGACUUCUCGUGGAGGGGGCACAUGAAGAAGGGCCUCAGGGGAUGAUUGCAGGGUUCGGGUCAGUUCAUAUGGGUUGGUGGUGGUGGUGGUGGUCAGUUCAUAUGGGUGGUUGUUGUUGUUGUUGAAUUUAUAUACCACCCUAUAACCACAGGUCUCAGGACGGUUCACAGAAUAAAAUCAGAAUAUAAAACCAUAAAUACAUGAAUCAAAAUAAAAACAACAGCCCAAUAAAUGAAUAACCCUGUCCUUGGUCCUUAAGGUAUUGUGGUAUAUGGAACAGCAGGACGCUGUUAAGUCGGUGUCGGUAGCGGCAUUGGGAAAGAAGUGAUUAACUCAUUUCACGCUCUUUUUUUUUAUCAGAAUUGUGCACAAGAAUUCCCACCACCAUAAAUUAUGAAGGCAUUUAAUCACCUUUUCGUGUUCUCUGGCUACAGUCAUCUUCACGGCACUCCUCCAAUUGUGUUUCUUUUUUAAAAAAAUAUUUAAUAAACUAAUAUGGCAGGAGACUAAGCCUUUGUAGUGUAGCCCAGUGUUGUUAUAGCUAAUUUCUCUCAGCAUCUCUCCUGCCCCCAUGCAGUACUAUGAUUAUAACACCACUGGUCUACUUUGCAGGGCUGUGGUCAGUCAGAGCUCACCCCACCCUCCCAUGUAUUAUCCAUGCUCUGGCAAUCUCCCAAAGUGUUCCAGAAACUUCCCCUGGUCCAAACCACUACUGUGGUUUUCAACUGGAUAAGAGUGAAUAGGCAAAAAUUAAAAUACAGCAAAUCAGUAUGUCUUAAGCACCCAGCUAAAAAUAAAAAAUGAAGGUGCCCAAUUUAACUUUUUUGGGGGGAGAGUUCCACUGUUGGGGUGCUUCCACCAAAGAAAACCCUUGUUAGUGGAGUACUGAAACCAUUGUGAAAUCCACAGGUAUCUUGGUGAUGAAGACAAUGACGUCAAAGACCACUCGCAAGUGCUCCUGGAACGGCUGAAGGAACGGGUAAGAGCUCGACAGCAGCAAAGACAGCAGCAGGAUGAUCACAUGCCUGCAGAAAGUGGACCAGAUAAUGAAAUGCCUGACAUGGACUUGGAGAAGGAAGCACAGCAGAAAUCCAAAAAGAGGAAGCAAAGUGAGGAAUCCCCUUUUACAGAAGGCCAUAGAAAGAGAAAGAAGAAAUUAUCCACUGAAGGGGGUGAAGGUGUGGAAGAGAAAGACGAUGAUCUUAGUCCAAGAAGAAGUAAAACAAGUGGAAAGGAAUCAAAGACACCACAAGGAAGGUCUGAUGGAGGGGAAGGUAAAAUAAAUUGUGGGUGGAAACUGGGAGCUACAUUCAGUCUCCAUCGUUUCUGGGCAGUGCUCAGUCAACAAUAUGAUAGUAUCUGCUCAGGCCACACACACACCCCAAAUCAGGCCAGUGGUGCUCAUCUUUUAGAGAUAGGAAGGCACAGUCUAAGUAUAAAUGUGUACCAUAAAGAUUGGCUCUGACUUCCGGAAUGAAGGGAAGGGCUGUGGUUCAGCAGUAGAGCACCUGCUUUGAAUGCAGAAGGUUCCAGGUUCAGUCUGGGAUAUCCUGGUAGGGCUGGGGGUGUCCUCUGUCUGGGGGGCCUCUGCCAGUCAGUGUAAACGAGGAGUGGGGAACUUCUGAACUUCCAGAUGUUGCAAGACUACAACCUCCCAGCAGCCCUAGGUAGCAUGGCCAGGGAUGAUGGGAGUUGUAGUUCAGCAACAUCUCAAGGACCAAAGGUUCCUCACACUCAUUGUAGACAAAACUGAGCUAGACAGACCCUAGUGGUCUGACGCAGUCUAAGGCAGCUUCCUAAUGAGAAUCAUAAUAUAGGAAGGGUUUGUUUUUUAUUCAAAGUAUUUUUGGCCUACUCUUCAUCUGAGAAAGACUCCCAGAGUGGCUUACCGUAUUCAGUAAUAACACCAUAUCUCUUCAAGAGAAGCCAUCAGUAGGGAUUUCUGCUUCCCCAGUGUGGUGUGUACAGCAAAACUCCUGUUGUGUCUCUCAUGAAUCACUUUCUCCCAGCUUCUCUUGCCUCUUGUGUGAGCAGCUGCUGGUAUGGAUAAGCCCUCACUUCUCUCCUUGAGACUCCCACUUGCUAUAAAGUGAGCAGCUGCCUGCUUCUUUGGCUCUGUUGAUUGGUACUAGGAGGGGUGGGAUGAGCGGGGGGGUGGGGAAUGGGACAGAUUGCUUUCUGUGCACUUUUGGGCCCUUUCCCACCUUGGGCCCAACCAUUCCCCCCACCCCCAGCUCACCUUUUCCUCUUUUUUUUUGAAAAUGCCAUAAGCACAUCUUUUUCUUAAACUCAAAUCAUUUGUCAUGUUCAUGUUGCUUUUACCAGGAAGUGAAAUUAAGUUAGCAAGCCAACUAGAAGAUGAUGGCUCAGCAGGAGAGAGGGAGGAUGGCGCGGAAGCCAGAGCAAAUGAGAGCCAUGGUGAAAAGGAGCAGAUGCUGAAGUCACCGCAGGAUCCAAAGGAAACCCCCCCACCUCCCAACACAAUCAUUCUUGGUGACUGGGUUUUGAAGGCAGCGCAGAAGAAGAAGGUAGCUCACUUAAGUCUUGAGCCGAUAGUCUGUUAUCAACAUGCUUUGCUCCCAGUCUUUGUCAAAGGCUCAGCCACACUGCGAUGAGGUCAGGGUUGCUUCCUUACUGAAGCAACACUUGGAGGGUCAAGGUGACGGCUGGGUUUGGCUAUCUGUUCAAUGCAGGGAUUGGAAACCUGUGGCGCUCCCUAGAUGACGCUGAACUACAACUCCGAUCAUCCCUGAACAUUGGUCAGACGGCUGUGACUGAUGGGGGCUGGAAUCCAACAACAGCUGGAGGGCUGCAGAUAUCCCCCUCCCCACCGCUAAUGUUAAUAUUAAUAAUAAACAAAUGUAUAGCUUGCUUCAUAUCACAGAGCCAUCAAAGCCUUAGUUUGGUGCUUGAGCAUAGCACCCUUUUAAUUCCUUUACCCCAUUAGUUUCCUCUCUUUUUCGACAACGGGGACCAAGCCUUGUUGAAGCUCAAUAGAGGGAGAUUCCAUGGAAGCAAAACCUUUCAGCUGGAACAUUGGGCCUGAUUUGUCCUGAGGUUGGAGUUGCAAUGUUCCUUGUGGCAUCUUGUCGGGACAGAGGUGUGUGUGCCUGCAGUUCUCUUGAGUCCACAGUUCCACCAUCACAUGUGCGUCUGUCAUUUCCAGGUGGAGCCUCUUCUGCCACGCUGGCUGGCUGAACCUAAGCUGGUCCAGAGGCGGAUCAAAGAGAACGUUGUCCCACUCCAAGACGUUCCAGUAAUCCAUCCAAAAUUGAGGAAGAAACUGCAAGGAAAUGGAAUAGAGUCUUUGUUUCCAGGUAUCAUCAUAGUGGGAAAAUUUUUCCUCUUCCAUGCUUUUAAACCCAUAUUUAGAAGAUGGCCAGAGUUUGGGAGAUGGAUGGAUGCGAAUGGUUAGUGCUUAAAAGACAGGGACCUCUGCUCUUUAAAUGAAUGUUGGUGGGAGUCGCUCCCAUCGGUACUUCAGUUGUAACCUCUCUGCAGUGUUUGAUGUGGUGUCAAACUGAGGAAGCACAGUUUUAUCCACAGCAAAUUAUUUAGCUAGGCUAGAAUGUCAAUGAAAUACCUAGAUGUAAACGUGGACCUGCAUCUCUCAUCCCACAGCAAGUUCCAACUCAAGUGUGUGGAUCCAUUUGCAUGUGAUGAGAGAGAAGCAACCCCACCUUUCUCAGAACUCUGGUGCAAAGGAGCCAGAGGGCUGUGGGUAUCCUUCACGACACCCUGUUAAACAAAUUCUGCCCAGAAAUAAAUGAGCCAGCUGCUGCCCCUGGACCUUUGUUCUGGGUGCUCCAGUAAUGAUUCCCCAAGACACCCGAGUGCCCACAAAUACUUUCCAUAGGACCACUCCCCCUCCACUUCUCAUAAGGGAGCUGUUCCUGGAGGAAGAACUGUGAGGGGAGAGACUCCAUCAGGCAAGCCCUCCUUCCACCUGCCUUGGCCCACCCUCUGCUUCUCAAUGUGUAUUGUAUUAUGUACUGUGGCUUGCUGUUGUUUUAUUGAUUAUAGUUUAGAUAUUAUUGUAACUGUUGAGUGGAUUUCUGUUUAACUUUUAUAUGUUGAUAUUAUUAUUUUAUACGAUUCUAAUGAUUGCUGAAUGUUACUCUUUCGAUGGAGGUUGCCCAUUUUAAAGUUAUGUUUUAUUAUGGCAUUUUUGUAUUGCAUUAGAUUGUUACAAGAUGUACAUUUUUUGUUUCUUCAGCUUGUAAACCGCCUUGAGUAUUGUAAGAUAGAAAGGCGGUAUACAAAUUAAAAAUGAUAAUGAUGGCAAUUCCAAGCUCUCUCUUUUGUAUGGUGAGGCUAGGCUGCAAUUGACAGAGCUGGAGAGAAGACUUAAAAGUGGAUUCACUGAUGGAAUGUGAAGCGUAUAAACAUUUGGAAGGUGAAAAAGUGUAGGCAAAAGAGAAAGAUGGCUCGGUUUUCUUGCUGGUGGCCACCAAAUCCUUGGCAGGAGAGAAAGUAGUAUACAAAUUCCAAAACCGCCUUGAAACCUCUCCCAUACCCCUUGCCCUCUUCCUUACCCUUUAAGCAGUGGGGGGAAUGUUAUUGGGGUAUGUGCUGAUCCUGCCUGCUCUUUUUCUUCAGUUCAGGCCGAGGUGAUUCCAGCCAUCUUGGAAAGCGGGUUUUUGGCCGGGAGAGGUGGCUACCAGCCCAGUGAUAUCUGCGUCUCAGCCCCUACCGGCAGUGGCAAGACCCUGGCCUUUGUCAUUCCGGUGGUGCAGGUGAGUUUUGGGCGAAGCGGAGAGAUGCUGGCUGGUGUGUGUUCUGUGCCAAAAUAGCCUCCUGUUGUGCAACCCAGUGUGGGCUGCUUUAAGACUUUUGCGUACAAGGAGUAGUAUCAGGCUGGUGAAUUUGGAAAGCACUGUCUCAAAGGAUCCCCCAGCACUUGGGGCAAAGGGGGAUGUGACUCAAUCGACUGUGUGUCCAUUUAGCUCUCUUGGUUGCUUUUCCCACACCCAUUCGUGUAGACUGAGGAGCAGGAGACACCCAUCUCUUCCUGAUCGCUGGCCUUUGUCUUUUCAGGCUCUGUUAGACCGAGUCGUCUGCCGAGUACGAGCUCUGGCCGUCCUGCCCACCAAGGAACUAGCCCAGCAGGUGCGUUACUGAGGAGAGAUUUGUUGGUGGGGUGGGGGACUUUGGACUCCAGCUGUGAGUUCAUCCCAAUUGGAUUCUCCAAUGUGUAGGAUGUGUGGUCAGCCCCAGGAAUGCGUUAACUAGUUUACAGUCAUACGUCAGGGCGAAUACGCUUCAGCUUAAAUAUUUUUGGGUUGCGCUCUGCGGCGACCCGGAAGUAACGGAGCACGUUACUUCCGGGUUUUGCCGCUUGUGCAUGCACAGACGCUCAAAAUGACGUCAUUCACAGAAGCGGCAAAAUGCGACAUGCGCAGAUGUGCAGUCGCAUCUUACGUUCGCUUCAGGUUGCGAAUGGGGCUCUGGAACGGAUCCCGUUCGUAUCCAGAGGUACCACUGUAUAAGUGAUUAGACUGGCUUAACAGUACUGCACAGUCUUGUUCUUCAGAUUUUAUACUGCCACCCCCCUUACAAAUACUCACUGCAAAAGUUUAGCCUUUAUACCCUUCUCUCCCUCCCUCAUAAUGCUAGAAAUCAAGAUUCCCCCAGUUGAAGGGAUCAGCGGUAAAUUCAAGACAGGCAAAUAUAGAUAGGUAUAAAUUUUUAACUCUCACAGUGCACAGUACUGCCCCCAGAAGCUGUGAGCCUCACCAGUCACUGGCUCAGAUGAGAGGGAAUUCACAGAGUAGCCGAGGCCUGUCUCCACAUACUAGGCAGGAUGGCUAAAUAGAACCUCUGGGUUCAGAAGCAGUCUACCCCAGAAUACCAGUCAGGGAAGGCCCAUUACCUUCCUGCCGGGGGCGGGGGGAGCUGUUGCAGAAGCAUCUGUUAGGCUCUGUAAGUAGAAGCACCAACACAAGAGAAGGGCCCUGCUGAACCCGUUGCCACGUGUCAGAAGUGCAAAGGACCAGGCAUUUUGGGAGCUGUCAAGAGCCGGAUUUUUGCCUUUGCUCUUCUUGCCUCAAGUUUGGCCCUGAAGGUGUGUUUUGUGCCUUGCUGCUCCUGAGAGGCAGCCCUGUUCCCUCUAGGCCACUGAUUCUCUCCUCUCCACAGGUGACUAAAGUAUUCAACAUUUACACUGACGGGACGGGGCUGAAAGUGGUCCAGCUCACCGGGCAGAAAUCGUUUGCAAAGGAGCAGGAGUCGCUCGCUGAGGAGACGUAAGUUCACCUUCUCUUUGUUUGGCUUUGCACGCCAACCUCCUCCUUGCGUCUUGGCCCAGGAAGCUGAGCCCAGAGGUGGCACAGCAGCAGCAGCAGAGGCCUCCAUCUUCUUCCUUAGCAAUCGGCGCAAGUGGGAGGUUGUCUGGUGCUGCUGCUUCUCCGUAAAUCACACUCCUCUUCACUGCCUGUUCUGGUGCUUCUUUUUCCAGGCUGAUGGGAUUUCGUAGCCUGGCAGACAUUGUCGUGGCCACUCCUGGGCGCCUCGUAGAUCAUCUUCAGCAGAGCCCCCAGUUCAGCCUGAAAGAACUUCGCUUCCUGGUGAGGAAUCCCUCUCCCCCCGCCCCCAUGUUUGAGGAUUGCAUCACAUGCAAUGUUGUGGCUGGAAGGGCCCUUAUAAGGCAGCGGCUUCCAAAGUGGGCAUUACUGCCCCCCCCGGGGGGAGGGAAUUACCUAGAGGGACACUUAGAGCAGUGUUCCCCAACCUUGGGCCACCAGCUGAUUUUGGACUACAACUCCCAUCAUCCCUAGCUGGCAAGACCAGUGGUCAGGGAUGAUGGGAACUGUAGUCCAAAAGCAGCUGGAGGCCCAAGGUUGGGGAACACUUACUUAGAGGCAGGGGUAAAUUACUUUUAAAAAGCUGGCAUCAGUGGGUCAGGUUCAUCAGUUUUGUUGAAUCACGUUUUAACUGGAUUUUGAAUAAAGGUGCAAUUAAUUGUUGCUGUUUUGAAUUUUAUUGUGCUAUUACCUUCCGUAGAGGGUAAUGCAAACUGCUACAGUGGUACCUCGGUUCUCGAACGUAAUCCAUUCCGGAAGACCGUUCAGCUUCCAAAACAUUCAAUAACUGAGGCGUAAUAGGCUAGCUGCAAAUGCAAUUAAGAAAAUGGAAAAGCACCCAGCGGAAGCCGUUCGACUUCUGAGGCAUGUUCGAAAAUGGAAGCAUUUACUUCCGGGUUUUCGGCAUUCGGGUUUUGAAACGUCCGACAACGGAGACGUUUGAGAACCGAGGUACCACUGUAUUCUGAAUGCUUUUUGUACGGUAGGGGACACAGGAGAUGAGGUUAUGGAACCAAGGGGGCGGUGGGUGGGAAAAGUUAGGGAACCACUGAUAUAAGGGGUUGGGGUAGUGGACUGUGACACGGUGUCCCUGUUACAUAAAAUGUGACCUAUAAUAGCCUCAUAACUAGAAUUGCUUCCUUCGCCCCCAAAUGUCCGUUCUUUAAUGCACGAUUCAGCCAGCUGCUUCCUGGAUGAAAGCGCCUCUCUCGCUGGCCCUGCUUUGAGGCUCUCCUCCCUGCAGGCUGGGCUCCCAGUCACAUGCAGCUCCACCAUGAGUGUAAAGGCAACGGGACCCCACCCUCAAAACGCUCCCCCCCUUCAUCUCCCCCUCCCAGCAGACCUUGGCAAGGCAAUGCCAGCUACGGCUGUGAAGCUUUCUGCAGUGCCAGAGGUCGUGAGCCUCCCCUGACUGCCUCUCUUUUGCCCGUGAGCGCAGAUAAUUGACGAAGCCGAUCGCAUGAUUGACAACAUGCACCAGGACUGGCUGCGGCAGGUGGUGGCGGCAGCUCAUUCAGCGGUGGAAGAGGGCUCCGGCACCCCACAGCUGUUCAGGAGGGCAGAGCAGGGGCCCCUCACGGCAGCCAGGUACGUCAGCCACGUCAGAGAGGAGAACGAGAAGGGAACCGGCAGGGCAGGGAGUGGUGGGACGGAUCAGCAAAGGACCCCUUCUGGCUCCUGGAAGCACAGCCAGCUCCUCCUGGGAGUCAGGCCUUGAGCAGAAACUGCCCACUGUGUUGUCGAGGGUUCCUUUGCCAGGAAUGUGACCCCAAAGGCCGCCUUGUGGAUCCCAAACCCCUGAAUAUCAAGGAGCUGGCCUGGGAAUGUUGUGUGUGGAUCCAGGGGGUGGGGAGCAGAGAGGCACUGGAAAAGCUCCUCAUUUGCUUGUGUUUGGGUCGGGAGGCCUGUCCCACCCAGGGCCUUUUGCAUUCCAGAGCUGUAGCGUUCCCAAAGCAAGGAAGGAUUGGACUCUGAUUAAUAAAAUACUGUACACACGAGGCAUGACCAGCAAGACUCUGGGAGGAGUGCCAACAAUAAUUCCUCUCCACCCCUCAGCCCAGGUCGUUUUAUUCACAAAAGAACUUUUUACACAGUGUUCGUAAGAACCAAUCAGAUUUCCUCUGAGCAUUUCAAAAACCCCACGAGGGACAAAGUUAAAGUUAAAACUACAAAGGAACUAUUUCCUACUUGAGCAUGCAUAGUAGUCCAGAGUAAAUAAAAUAGGAAUAAAAGGAGGAGUGCAUUCAGCAAAAUCCCGGAGGUCAUAAACAGGAGAGACAGGAUGGCAGUAUUUAUCAUCUCCUUGUGAACUCUCUUCCUGGCCCUUAAGAUCUAUCUAAAGAUUAACAAACUACAUCAAAUUAACCUACUAUCUUUAUGUACUGAGGAUACCUGAUCUGUGUUUCAGCAUGCUUAUGCAUUCUUGUCAGGCAUAGAGGAAGCAAAUGGCAGAGGUGCAAAGGCUGUGGGAUUCGAUCAGAAAUUAUUGUCAAUGAAUCAAACCCAGUCAACGCAAUGCUUUUAUCGCGGACACAAAUGGCUUGCUCCAUAUUUCAUAAUUCCUCAUAGCAAUCCCACCUGACCCCCACACUCUGGGUAUUUGCACCCCUACACAGAGCUGGCUGCCCCCACGUCCCCCUGCAGAAGCUCCUCUUCUCGGCCACCCUGACACGGAACCCCGAAAAGCUGCAGCCGCUGGGCCUCUACCGGCCUCGCCUCUUCACACCCAUCUCCUUGGAGGAGAAGGCAACGGAGACCACGAAGAAGUACGCCCUCCCAGAGGGGCUCUCGGUAAGAAGGGGGCUUGCAGGCAGUCCGCCCACCUGCCACUCUGGUUCUGGCAGAGCCAGGAAGGCGUGUUUGGCGAGGGGGACGUGAAUGGUGAGAAGGUGCCCUUUUGGGACAGCACCAGCCCUUCCCUCCAGACUGGAAGGCAAAUUGGGUUGGGGGAGGCAGAAGGCCCCAUUCCUUGGCAGCGGCAGCAGGUGCCUCAAGUCCCAGGCAGUUCUAUGUAGGGCUCGGGGGCUCAGAAGUUGGGUCCCUGGGAGGGCAGGAAUGCACAGAAAGGUUUGCGUUUCUUCGGCUGCAUAAUUUCUUUCUUGCGUCUUCAACCAAAGCUUAUGUUCUCAGGCGGCUAACAAAGUAGUAGGAGAGAAUAAAAAUAGGAAAUAAUAAUAGAAGACUUAGAAAGAAGGCAGCAAGCUGGCUGGUCACUGGUUUAGGGACUCGGCCCUGGUGGUUUGUCGGGGAGGGGGUGAUUUUGUGACUUGAAUAUCAGAGAGGCAAAUGCAGAAGAGCCGCUGCUUCUAAAUUGGGAACUCCAUAAUGGAUUCCCCCCCCCUUUUGGGGGGGUGUUACUGGGUUGUUUUUAUUUUGAUUAUAUAUAAUGUGGUUUUUAGAUUGAUCUAUACCUGAGAUCUCCAGGUAUAGGUUGGUAUGUAAAUAAUAAUAACAUGAUGAUGAUGAUGAUGAUGAUGAUUAUAUUUAUUAUUAAUAUAAAUAAAUGGCUUAAUGUAUGAAAACUGGUGGUCUAGAAACAUAGUGGAAGUUGUCAAUUCUGAAGUGAAAAGGGUGUUUUGCGAGAAACACACUGACCUAGUCUUGAAUUGUUCACUGGAGACACAGUCUCUUAUCGUCUGAGAGGCAGGAGUGUCAGCCCUUGAGCCUGUCCUGCUCCUUGGCCCAAAGUGACCCUCCUCGUCUUCCCAAAGGGAUUGGGCAGGAAGCACUCCUGGGGGGCGGUGCACAAACGGCUCUUCUUUCCUCCUCCCGCCACAGCAAUACUACGUGCCCUGCAACCUGCGCUGGAAGCCCCUCUUCCUCUUGCAUUUCCUGCUGCGGCUGAAGUUCUCCCGCGUCCUCUGCUUCACCAACAGCAGGGACACGUCACACAGGUGAGGCCGUGCAGUAGUGGGAUCUUUGCGGGCUAGGCUUGAACUUUCAUAGGAAGCCGAUGUUGGGAUACUGCCGGGAAGACGGGGGCAUCAGGCAGGCCCCCAGCUGGCUCCAGCCACCAGCCGGCAGCCGAUCUCCCUUGGAACAGCAUCAAUUAGCGACACGAGCCUCAGAUACGUUUAGAGACCCAUGGACGCUCUGUCAGCAGAGUGCGUAAAUCUUCUCACAACAGAAGAGGCAGACAGAGAAAUGUGUACAGCAUUUUAUUCAGCAUAGUUCAGGAACAGAGGAAAACGUGUCUGCUUCCCUUCGUCUCCAGCAAAAAAGCAGUAACACAAAAGCUAUAUACAAACGGAAGUUCCCAGCAAGUGCUGGAUGUAAACAGGCAUGUGAUAUACAAUAGUCCUGCCUGUCCCUUUUUAAGGUGGAACGGAACUAUAUCCUAACAGCCAACAGAGCACUGGUCCCGUCUGCUGAGGCAGAGGAUCCUUUGGAGUCUCAGCAGCCCUCCUGGGAGGGGCUGGUCCUUGAUCCUGGGAUCCCCUUCCUCUGCCUGCAGAGCAGGGGCUCUGCCGCUGGUCUGUGCCCCCAUCCUCAUCCUUUGUUCUCUCUCUCCACCACCCCAGGCUCUUUCUACUGCUUCGAGCCUUUGGCGGCGUGAACGUGGCCGAGUUCUCUUCCAGGCUGAAUCCAAGGCAAAGGAAGUUGACACUGAAGGAGUUUGAACAGGGGAAGAUCCAGCUGUGAGUAUUUCCAGGGCAAGGGGGGGCUGGCCACAUCCUCGUGUCUCAGUUGCACAUCACACACUGGCUGCCCCUUGAUCUCCAGAUGUGCAAUGGUGGUGGAAAGUUUCUGGCACCGUUGGGAGCCGAGUUGAGCCACAAGAGGACCUGCCUUUGGUGGGAUGUCUCUCCUUUUCAUGACACUAGAAGAAACUGUACGAGCCGGGCCUCUUCCCCAACCCACCACACCACAAGCCCCCAGCCCUUCCUUUGCGGACCAAACAUCUGCGCUCAGAUCUGCUGGGAUGACAGCGAUUUCUCUCCUCAACACCCAGGUUAAUCAGCACAGACGCCACAGCCCGAGGAAUCGACAUUGGUGGAGUGAAAUGCGUCAUCAGCUACGAUGCUCCUCAGUUCAUCAGGACCUACAUUCACCGGUAAUUCCCUCAGAGGGAGGCUUUCAAAUAAUGUGAACGAGUUUCCUUUUUCCCCAGGUAGCUUGGGGGUGGGGGCUCAGAAGUGGUACCUCCUGGAAAAGGCCAACCUUUCUCUCUCUGUUUUUCAGAGUGGGCAGAACAGCUCGUGCAGGGAAAGCGGGACUGGCCUUCACCAUGGUGCUGAAACAGCAGGUAAUAAUAAUAAUUAUUAUUAUUUAUAUGCCGCCCAUCGGACUGGGUCUCCCCGGCCACUCUAGGCAGCUUCUGACAAAUUAUAAAAGGUAAAGGACCCUGACAGUUAAGUCCAGUCACGAACGACUCUGGGGUUGCGGCGCUCAUCUCACUUUACUGGCCGAGGGAGCCGGUGUUUGUCCGCAGACAGUUUUUCUGGAUCAUGUGGCCAGCAGCACUAAGCCGCUUCUGGCAAAACCAGAGCAGCGCACGGAAAUGCUGUUUACCUUCCUGCUGGAGUGGUACCUAUUUAUCUACUUGCACUUUGACUUGCUUUUCAACUGCUAGGUGGGCAGGAGCCGGGACCGAACAACAGGAGCUCAUCCUGCCACAGGGAUUUGUACCGCCGACCUUCCAAUCGGCAAGCCCUAGGCUCAGUGGUUUACACCACAGCGCCACCUGCGUCCCCUGACAAAUUAUAAAACCACAUACAUUAAAAAUCUGCCUUCAGAUGCCUUCUAAAAGUCAGAUAGAUGUUUAUUUCCUUGACAUCUGAAUGGAGGGUGUUCCACAGGGUGGGAACAACUACUUAAGAGAGUUCUCUUGUCUGGUUCCCGGUAACCUCACUUCUUGUAAUGAGAGAACCACCAGAAGGACCUCAGUGUCCGGGCUGAACUAUUGUGUGGGGCAGGGAGGCUGAGAGGCUGCCACACGUUCCCAUCCCUCUCCGGAGUAACCCAGAUGUUGCAUUCUGGGUGCCUUUGCACAGACGGAAGUCCUCGUAGUGAGGUCUCCUGUGGCUCAGACAGGCUCUGCUUCAAGGACUUCAGUGGCAGCAACUGGGGUAGAAAAUGGCCUAGAGAACAGCAUGGAGGUGAGCAGGGAGUGGGCUUCAGGGACACUGCCUGGUUGCUGGAUGCCCAGCUCAGCUGCCCGUCAAAACACACCCAGGGCCUCUUCCACUGAAUUUAGGUGGUUGGUCAGUAGCACCCUUUCACAGCUUUCUGUAGUGUGGGUUUUGGAAUGCAGCAUGGUGUUCACUUCCUUCAUUGCUUUCCAGGAAAGGAAGUUUCUGAAGAUGCUGAGGGAAGCCGGUCUUCCUGAGUUGGAGCAGCAGCUGGUGAAGAACACAUCCCUCCAGCCACUCCUCCCACAGUAUGAGGAAGCCUUGGCAGACCUCCAGAAGAUAAUGAAGGUAUCCAUCGCUCCACGCAGGAAUUUGCACUGAUAGCCAAGGCUGUUGAGCAUGCAUUUGUGCUUCUUUAGAUUCCAAAAUGCUGCUUCUGGUCUCUAGGGUGUCUGAGAUGGGCCUAAUCACCUCCCUUUCUCAUCUUUCCCUCAACAGGAGGAGCGAGCUGAGAAGAGAUCUUGAGCAAGACCAGGCAAGCCAGAGGUGUCUCGCUGAGAAUAAUCAGGGGGCUGGAACUCUUACUUUGUGGUUUGGUUUCCAAUGUCUUGAGUACACAAUGACAUUCAGAAGCAAACACUAAGGCUUAAGAGCUCCUGGAAGUAUCAAGAUACGGAAGGCGUGUCCAUCGCACGGCUUAAGGAGCGCCAACUGCCAUCCUGCUGUCGUCAAGGCCACCUCUUGAUCCCUCAAAGACCAGCAGAACAUGCCUUAGCUUGUAAAUGAAAGCUCUUUCUCCCUAUGAGCCAAAGAACUGCCAGCCUUUCCCUGUGAGUGGCCCUAAUCCUCACCAGCCUUGCCUAUCCCAGUGCUACUCCCUCACGGCCAAAAGAGGGGAUCAAAGGUUGCUGAGCCCAGCUGGGCUUUAAGAGCGAGGGCUCCAUCUCAGGAAGAAGUUUUAAAUAAAGAAAUCAGCCUGCGCCUUCUGGGGCAGGCAAGAUGUCUCCCUCUU
Messenger RNA from Podarcis lilfordi (Lilford's wall lizard), 14261 nucleotides. Lineage: Eukaryota; Metazoa; Chordata; Lepidosauria; Squamata; Lacertidae. The record is from the annotation of a GenBank genome assembly.